UGAAGCAGCAGCUUCGUGGUCAGGACCUAUAGGAGCUAUUGAAGGAGCUAAUCAGAAAUUUCUAUCAUCAUUAACAAGCCUGGAUUAUCUUGUCAUGGUGGAUAUGGAUGUACUAAUGAAAGAACAGAAUUCAUAUCUUGAAAACGAUAUUUAUGAAAAAUGAGAUGGACAUUCAACAGUGCAUCUCCUGGAGUUCGCUUUUUCUCUUUUUAUUCUUCAGUCUUGAAUGGAGAUCAGCAUACAUCAAUUUCAUUUCUUGUUAUAUCUUGCGCCCAUCUAUAUCGUUGCGCUCAUAAUAUACCCAUCGUCACCAGAACGUGUAUAGAAUCUGAUCGACUAUUUCAGAGAGAUCCAUUAUCUAUGAAGUUCUUAAAAAAGUACCCAGAGGAUCUAUUUAUAUACAUGGAUAUGUAGUUGGCCUAGCAGCCAGAUUGCUUUAGAUUUCUUCUGUGUUAUUCCUCCUCUCAGUUGAACUGCUACUACUGUAUCAAUUCAACUGGGCUCUUCUUUCUCAACCUCACCCUCUCCAACCUUGUUGGGUUAGAGACCUGCUUGCCCUUCUCCCCACAUCACACCCAAUACAGGUUCCCAGGGUGAAAUACCACUUAGCAUAUCGCCUAACAAUGGAAUCGAGGAAAUACAUCCCACCAGCCCUCCGCUACAAGGCGGAAAGCGACGACCAAGAGCGGGAUCCCCAGCAGCAGCAACAUCCAAACCCAACAUCUACAACUUAUCGAAGAAGAGAGAUCGACGCAUACUUCGGCCAUUCGUUCCAUCACAGCUUCCGCGAUAAAUUCUUCCACAAUAUCAAUAGCAGCAGCAACAACAAUUACAGCAGGUGGUUAUCCGAAGAUGGAAAAUUUCCACCCCCAAGAGCCACCACGCGACCAGCACAAGCACGAGAACGACGGCGGCGAGGAACCCUCAACACUGCCGCAAAUGACCUAGACACACUGGCAUACAUAAUACUCUUCAGCGACGCCCAUCCCUUCUGGGAAACCAAGCGCGAAAUCCUCUGCAAGUCAAAUCUCGACCUUCUCCGUGUGCCAGUCGCGGCAGCAUCAACAAUGACAAAUAUCACCACCACCACGACUACGACCACUACGUACGGCAACAACAACGACAACAACACCAACAACCCACCAUCCCCCGCCCACCCGACAAGCUACCCCAUCUUCAUCGACCAAGCGGUCCCAGGACGACGCUACCAACCCUCCAAACCGCAUUCCUUCGUCGGCUACUACCGCAUCCGCACUGUCCGCUAUCUAGAACCACGCAGCCGCGAGCUCGCCGCAUAUCUGGAGGUUAGGUUUGGGACGGCGCAGCGGACUCCUGAGAAGUGGAUUGGGUGCUUUUCGCGCCGUUGGGCGGUUAUUACGGUGGAUCUGGAUGGGGAUCGAGAGGAGUGGGAAGGGGCGGUGGUGAUGGCUUGUGGAUAUGAUGGGGAGACGGAGGGAGAGGGGGGGGAGAAAGAAGAGGGGAGUGGAAAGGGGGCCUUGCAGCGGCGGAGCGUCAAUGAGAUUCUAGCGGAAAUGAGGGGUGGGGUGCAUGGAUGAACGUGGAAUGGUUUAAAUGGGGCGGACAUAUGUGUUUACGAGCCGUGUACUGUGGAAAGAUGGCCGUUUGAUUGGCAGUGUGUAUGUAGUAAAGUCAGCCAGCACCAAACCUGAAAUCAGUGAGAGGUUUGGAAAGGAACCACGAGUUCAUGCUGUACUAUCGCGCUAAUGGUAGAUUGAACUCCUUCUCCAUUAUCUACAUCGGCCUCCCGGGUAUAGUAUACGCAGGUCCAACGUAGAUCGGCAGGGGGCGUGUAAUUUUUCUCGUGGAUAGAAAAGGAUCGUAAAAAAAACUGUACAGAUUAGUCAUGCCAUGAUUCUCCAAUCAAUAUCUUCCAAAAUGUUACAUGUAAUGGAAAAGAAAAUUCGUUUUUCA
Blastomyces dermatitidis ER-3 is the source of this 1932-nucleotide messenger RNA. RefSeq lists its product as uncharacterized. Lineage: Eukaryota; Fungi; Ascomycota; Eurotiomycetes; Onygenales; Ajellomycetaceae. Bases 624 to 1556 code for a protein of 310 amino acids. The record is from RefSeq and is a predicted model, not a curated record. The transcript has a single exon.